AUGUCGAAUGUCAAUGACAACAACCAACAGGUGAAAGGAACUCCAGUUCCGUCACCUCAAGGAACCCCACGCAAUUCAAGAGAAGCAUCACCAGAAAGAUCCACUACUCAUAACAAUGAGCAACAUGGAAAUGAACAAACUAUCGAGCAAGAUGCUGUGAAGCAGUUAAUUGCUGAGUACGUGAAUGAUGCUCUCCAGGGUUUCGUGAGGGGACUACCAGCUAUGCCACCCGCACCUCCACCAUACAAUACUGUAACUGUGGAAAUUUCACGGUCAGGGUUGGUUAAUUCUGGAAGCGGAGGAACUCCCAACGAGUCACGUAAUGGGAGACCAGAUCUAUUUAUAAAAGUACACCCGGGUGAACAAAAAGUUAAAAAGAGAAUAGAGGAUAUAUUCAAAGUAAAUCAAGGAGAUACAGAAUUGCUUCGAGAAUUUAUAGACAGAUUCCAACGUGAAAGAAUGUUGCUACCAAGAGUACCUGAUAAUUGGGCAGCCAUGGCAUUUGCAAGCAAUUUAAACGAGAAAAGUUCAGAAGCUACGAUGAGGCUUAAAGAGAGCCUACGAGAAUUCCCUGCCACGAUAUGGAAUGAUGUCUAUAAUAGGUACAUUACCAAAUUACGGAUCGAAGAAGAUAUCGUAGCUCAGUCAAGGGUUGAAGAAAAAACAGGUUCGAGGCGGUCAGAAUGUGAGAAGAGGUCCGGUAAGAAUAGGUACGAGCCUUAUAUGGGACCUUCGGGGCGAGAAGCUCGUUCCAAAUUCGAAAAUGUGCAGGCUGAUCACAGGUUGGCAAAUAGAGAUUCAAGUUCGUCAUCGUCGAGAUUCAGAAAAGAUCGAGGUGAAUGCAACAGAGAUGCUAAUACAAACGCAAGGAUUGGGGACUACCAUUUUAACGUGAGUACCUCCGAGUUGGUCGCUGUUUUAAGAAGCAAGGGGGAUAAGGUACGAUGGCCUAAAGAGAUGAGAUCAAAUCCAAAUAGAAGAAACCUAGACUUUUGGUGCGAGUUCCAUAAUGACCACGACCAUAGAACAUCAGAUUGCAGAUUAUUACAAGGUGAUGUGGAACAUUUAUUGAAGCGGGGCUAUCUGACGGAAUUGUUCAGCGAGAAAGGAAAACAAGCUUACAUGAAAAAUAGGCAAGAGACCCCAAAACCUCCGUCUCCAAAGAGAACAAUAAAUGUGAUAAACGACGGAGAAGAAGUCAACGACGUAACCUAUACAGCUGCGAGGAAAACAACAAAGUUCACAAUAACUCACGGGAAGCGAACUCGCCAAACUCUGGAAGAUGGUAGCUCCGUGAACAUCAUUCUAUUACAAGCGGUGAACGAAAUGCUGAUGGGCGAUCGUGUAGUUCCAAAAGCACGUUCCUUAUCUGGGUUUGAUAACUCAACCAUUAUUACAAAGGGCGAGAUUAAACUAAGCACAUACACAGAAGGGGUCAUCAAAGAAACAAAAUUUCAAGUGAUAGACACGAAUAUGGCCUAUAAUGUGAUUCUUGGGAGGCCGUGGAUUCAUGAUAUGGAUGUUGUGCCAUCCACAUUACAUCAGGUUAUCAAAUUCCCUUCAAAAUGGGGAAUUCAAUAA
Molecule: messenger RNA, 1581 nt
Organism: Nicotiana tabacum (common tobacco)
Lineage: Eukaryota; Viridiplantae; Streptophyta; Magnoliopsida; Solanales; Solanaceae
Source: RefSeq, a predicted model, not a curated record